Balaenoptera acutorostrata (minke whale) is the source of this 3015-nucleotide messenger RNA. RefSeq names its product HPS1 biogenesis of lysosomal organelles complex 3 subunit 1 (gene HPS1). Gene Ontology annotation, molecular function: guanyl-nucleotide exchange factor activity. NCBI's taxonomy places the organism in Eukaryota, Metazoa, Chordata, Mammalia, Artiodactyla, Balaenopteridae. The record is from RefSeq and is a predicted model, not a curated record. The transcript is spliced from 20 exons. Gene Ontology annotation, cellular component: BLOC-3 complex. Gene Ontology annotation, biological process: melanosome assembly; vesicle-mediated transport. The coding region runs from base 299 to 2407 and encodes 702 amino acids.
UCCGAGGGCCUCGGUAGUCGGUGGGGCUUGCUUCGGGACCCCGGCGCUGCCCUCCCGGAAGUGGGGGCGUCUCCACCUCCAGCCUCACCCACCCGGCGUGGGGCCGUAGGCCCGUCGCCUAACCUCUCGGAGCCAAAGUUACUGCAGCUACGAAGUGGGGCAGUAGUCACAAGCCGGGCCCUCUUCCCAGGGACCUGGGAUGCUAUGCUGCUCUCCAUGAACUGGUCACCGAGUCUGUCUACCGCAGCCCUUUCUGAAUCUUUGGCUGUCUGGAAGCUCCGCUGUGCUCCUUGCCAAGAUGAAGUGCGUCUUGGUGGCCACAGAGGGUGCGGACGUUCUCUUCUACUGGACGGAUGAGGAGUUUCAAGAGAGUCUGCGGCUGAAGUUUGGGCAGUCCGAGAAUGAGGGAGAAGGGCUUCCCGCCCUGGAAGACCAGCUCAGCACCCUCCUGGCCCCAGUCAUUAUCUCCUCUAUGACGAUGCUGGAGAAGCUCUCAGACACAUACACCUGCUUCUCGACGGAAAAUGACAACUACCUGUACGUCCUUCACCUGUUCGGAGAAUGCCUGUUCAUCGCCAUCAAUGGAGACCACACAGAGGGCGAGGGGGACCUGCGGCAGAAGCUGUGCGUGCUCAAGUACCUUUUCGAGGUGCACUUCGGGCUGGUCACCAUGGACAGCCAGCUCAUCCGAAAGGAGCUGCGGCCCCCAGACCUGGAGCAGCGUGUGCAGGUGUGGGAGCACUUCCAGAGCCUGCUGUGGACCUACGGCCGCCUGCGGGAGCAGGAGCAGUGUUUCGCUGUGGAGGCUGUGGAGCGGCUGAUCCACCCGCAGCUGUGUGAGCUGUGCAUCGAGGUGCUGGAGCGGCACGUCGUCCAGGCCGUCAACUCCAGCCCUGGGCGGGCCGGCGAGGAGGCCCUACAUGCCUUCCUGCUCGUGCACUCCAAGCUGCUGGCUUUCUACUCCAGCCACAGCGCCGGCUCCCUGCGCCCAGCCGACCUCCUCGCCCUCAUCCUUCUGGUGCAGGACCUCUACCCCAGCAAGAGCACGGCGGAGGACAGCGACACCCAGCCUUCCCCACGGAGGCCCCUCCACAGCCAGAGCAUCCCCGUGCAGCAGGCCUGGAGCUCUUGUACUACAGACCCGACCAGGAGUUCUGCAGGGACUGAGACAGACAGCCUCUCCCUCCCUGAGGAGUAUUUCACACCAGCUCCUUCCCCCGGGGAGCAGAGUUCAGGUAGCACAGUCUGGCUGGAUGGGGGUACCCCUCCCACUGAUGCUCCCCAUGUCCAGAUGGCUGAGGACACCCUCCAGACACUGGUCCCUCGCUCCCCAGGACCCUCCAGCCCCAGAAGGAUUUUCCUGGAUGCUACCGUGAAAGAGAGCUACUGCCCCAUGGUGCCCCACACCAUGUACUGCCUGCCCCUGUGGCCAGGCAUCAACAUGGUACUCCUGACCAAGAGCCCCAGUACGGCCCUGGCCCUGGCCCUGUACCAGCUGCUGGAUGGGUUUUCUCUACUGGAGAAGAAGCUGAAGGAGGGGCAGGAGGCCGGGAGUGCCCUGCGGUCCCACCCCCUCAUGGGGGACCUACGCCAGAGGAUGGACAAGUUUGUCAAGAAUCGAGGUGGGCAAGAGCUUCAGAGCACCUGGCUGGAGUUCAAGACCAAGGCCUUCUCCAGAAGUGAGCCCGGAUCGUCCUGGGAGCUGCUCCAGGCGUGCGGGAGGGUGAAGAGGCAGCUUUGCGCCAUCUACCGGCUCAGCUUCCUGGCCACGGCUCCGGGCCGGGGAGGCCCCUACCUGCCCCAGCACCUGCAGGACCAGGUCCAGACGCUCAUGCAAGAAAAGCUGGCAGACUGGAAGGACUUCCUGUUGGUGAAGAGCCGGAGGAAUGUCACCAUGGUGUCCUACCUGGAAGACUUCCCAGGCCUGGUGCAUUUCAUCUACGUGGACCGCACCACCGGCCAGAUGGUGGCCCCUUCCCUCAGCAGCACUGAAAGGACGUCAUCGGAGCUGGGCAGGGGGCCCCUGGCCACCUUCGUCAGAACCAAGGUCUGGUCUCUGAUCCAGCUGGCGCGCAGGUACCUGCAGAAGGGCUACACCACGCUGCUGUCCCGCGAGGGGGACUUCUACUGCUCCUACUUCCUGUGGUUCGAGAACGAGAUGGGGUACAAACUCCAGAUCAUCGAGGUGCCUGUCCUGUCUGAUGACUCGGCUCCCGUCGGCAUGCUGGGAGGAGACUACUACAGGAAGCUCCUGCGCUACUACAGCAAGAGCCACCCGGCUGAGGCUGUCAGGUGCCACGAGCUGCUGACCCUCCACCUGUCGGUCAUCCCCACGGACGUGCUGGUGCAGCAGGCCGGCGAGCUGGCCCGGCGCCUGGGCGAGGCCUCCCGUGUCCCCCUGCUCUAGGCCAGGGUGGGCUGCCCCCGUGCAUCUGCCCGUGCACCCCAGUUCUCCAGGCCCACCUGGCUUGCAGACAUCCCCAUGGUGAGAGCCUCCUGCUGUGCACGGCAGCCUCCCAAGGAUGGCACGGUCCCCAGGGCGGCCCCAGAGCUUCUUAAAGAAACUCCACUUAGACCAGCCUCCAUUCCGGGUAACGAGCAAACCCCCAAAUCCUUCCCUCUGAAGGGAGAGGAGGGCCAGAGGGUUUCUUUCGUCUCUUUAGAACAGCAGUGGCUGUGAGCUUAGACCCAGGGCAGCCCCUCUUUCGGAGCUGCCUCUCGGUUUACCCCUAGGAGACAGAGGAAGUCCCCACUGCCUGUGGGUGUCUGCUGUUCUCAGAAUAGAGAAAGCUUCCCAGGAAGCCGUUUCCCUCCCCAGGUGAAAGGGGCUCUCCUGGCCGGGUUGAACUCCAGCUCUGCCACGCCCCCUCUGCGGCUCUGGGCAGGUUUCCCCACCUCUCAGCCUGUCUCCCCACAUUCAGCGAGGCGGCACCCGUCUCUCAGGGUGGUCGUGGGGCUGCCGGCUGUGCGGCAGUCACUCAAUAAAUGCUGGUUAUGGUUAUCGUGACUGUUCAA